Molecule: messenger RNA, 12066 nt
Organism: Pocillopora meandrina
Lineage: Eukaryota; Metazoa; Cnidaria; Anthozoa; Scleractinia; Pocilloporidae
Source: the annotation of a GenBank genome assembly
UUUGUCAGCGAACAGUUCGAGUAUGGCUGGAAGAUUUGGCCUUGUGCAAAAAGAGAAUGGUUCGAGAGUUCCUUUGGAGAGCAUCAAGAUUAAAGUCGACUUGCAGGGUUUUACAGCACACGUGUUGGCAACGAUGAAAUACUCGAACAAGGAGAGCAAUCCCAUUGAGGCAAUUUUUAUUUUUCCUCUGGAUGAACGGGCAGCUGUGUGUGGAUUCCAAGCGACAAUCGACGGUCGAACCAUCGUGGCUGAGGUACAAGAGAAGCAAGAAGCUCAAGAUACCUAUGACGAUGCCAUUAGCAGCGGUCACAGCGCGUUUCUGCUGGAAGAGAGCGACGAAAGCUCGGACAUUUUUCAGAUUAGCGUUGGAAACUUACCGCCGGAGAAGGAGGCUGUCGUCGAGCUGCGGUUCGUGACAGAGCUUGCCGUCGAAGCCGAAGGUCGAGUCGUGUUCGUGCUGCCAACAGUGUUAAAUCCCAGGUACACUCCUCAAGACACUGCCCCCAGUCUGAGCGCACAAGUUCCACGAGUAGCCGCCGUUUCAUCGCCAUACGGGUUUGAGUUUGAGAUGAAAGUGAAAGCUAUUUCCUCUAUCAGUGAGGUUACUUCUUCGUCUAACACUUUGAAGGUCGAGAUAAACGAGAGCGAUGCAACGCAAGCCAAUAUAACGCUCGCAGAAGCGCACACGUUUGACAAAGACGUAGAGGUACACAUUUUGACGAGCGAGCCUUUCAAGCCGCAAGCAAUCGUAGAGAGAGGAGUGAAAACAGAAGGAACGGAAGACGAGGAAGGAUUCAUGGCAAGUCCUGUCGUCAUGCUGAAUUUUUUUCCAGAAUUUAAAACCUCAGAGUCGUCGGAAAAGGGCGAAUUUGUGUUUGUGGUUGAUUGCAGUGGAAGCAUGAGAGGAAGUAAGAAUAACAGCGCUCGGGAAACACUCCUUCUAUUCCUUAAGAGUCUGCCGGACGGUUGUUAUUUCAAUGUUGUUGGUUUUGGAAGCAGCUACAAGACACUGUUCGAUAAAAGUGUACUGUACAAUGACGAGAAUUUAAAGAAAGCCACCGAUCUUGCUGGGAGCAUGAAAGCUGAUCUCGGAGGAACCGAAAUCCUUUCCCCUUUGCAGUGGGUGUUUUCUCAACCCCUGGUUAAAGGUCACCCAAGACAGCUGUUUCUCCUGACCGAUGGUGAGGUUGGAAAUACUCAGCAGGUUAUAAGUUUGGUCCAAAAGCACUCCAACAGCGCCAGGUAUGCAUUUUUGUUCUUUUUUAUUUGAAAUGUUCCUGUGUUUGCUUCUUUGGAAAUGUUUUAUCGCCAUAUUUCACAAUAUUAAUUUGUAGUGAUUCUAUGUAGAAUUUUGAUUGUUUCUAAUUUUUCAGUGCAUUAAAAUAAGCAGCAGAGUGGGGGGGGGGAGGUGGGAUGGGAUACAGGGAGACUACAGCCCCUUAAGUGCAAAAAGAGCAGUUCUGCCCCCCUCUCCACACACAUUUUAAGUGCCAAUGAUAUUACCAGAGCAGCAUAAUAUUAGUUUGACAAACAUUCAGUCUUGUUGUCUUUUCAAAUCAUUUCAUCAGGAUCAUGCUUGGCAAAAUUAUAUGUGGUUGGACUUUUUUAUUUGAAUGAAAAGCUCUGGCUUGUGUGCAAGAAGCAAAAACAAUCAGGGGAGGAAAAAUAAUAGGCAGAGUAUACACUUGGUUUAGUACACAGGAUGCACCCUGCUCCCCUCCCCUUUCCCCCCCCCCCCCCCACAUACCUCAGCGCACUUUGCAAUGUGUUUUAAUCUUUAAUUGCGACUUUUAGGCCAACAGUAUAAUCUGUACCUUACCUGGAAAACAUGGGAAUUAGUACAUGUAGGUCUGUUAGGGAUUUUAUGCAGUAUUAGGCAUUUAAGAUCUUUUUUCCCAUCAUGAGUCCUAACCCUUUAACUCCCAAGAUCUCAUUAUUGAUUCUCCUUAGUGUCUCCCAUACAAUUCAUAUGAUGUUAGUUUGGAGAAUUUGAAAUUGGAUUGACAAAUAAUCCACUAAUUGAUGUUUUUCUUUAUUCUCAUUAUUGGUCUGCUUAAUAUUGUACAAAUAGUGUAAGGAGAAAUUCUUUCUAGGUCACUAGUGGGACUUAAAGGGUUUCAAUUACAUCAUCCUGCAUGAAUUCUUGGUAUUUGGUUUAAAGACUUUUGUUAUUACAGGUGUAUUGAUAUCUCAUAGUGAAAAAAAAUUGGUUUUAUCAGUACCUCUCUAUAUCAAUGAUUUUUCCCAGCUAGAGGGUCGUAGGGAUAAUCUGCUACACUCCUGCAGAAUGACCUUCUGGUUCCUGUCAGAGGGCAUAGUCUCUCACUUUUUUGGCAAUCAGUUGUAAAGAAAUAAACUGUGAGAGUGUUGAAAAUUUUAAUGAAAAUUUGUGGGGAAUACCGGAAAAUAAACACAUUUUGGACUUGUAAUAUAAGGCCUACCCUUUUCCCAACAAAUUUUCCUCUUGACUUGAUUCUGAAGAAGAGUAUUUUCUCAUGAUUCAAUUGUGUUCAAUUUUUGUAGGUGUUUUACAUUUGGCAUUGGGGCUGGUGCAUCAACUGCACUUGUCAAAGGAGUUGCCAGAGUGGGGAAGGGGACUGCAGAGUUUGUCACAGCCAGGGAAGACCGGUUGCAGGCCAAGGUAUGAAAUUAUUUUAUUUGAAAUCUGUUUUGUCAUAGUCAAACCUCCAUGAUCAGUAGAUAAUUUUAAAGACAACUUGAGUGAGAACCAGAACCAUUGAACUGUCUUUUGAACCUUACACCUCCUGGGUUAGAGAAUUUGAUAUUUUAUUUACAGACACUUAUAAUCACCAACAUGAUUAAGUUCAUUAUGCUCAUCAUUUGUGUAAAUUAACAAAGCAUUAGAUACUGAAGAUAGAAGACACAUGCUGACUACUUCUGUACUGAGCAAAGGGAAGGAGAAGUGUCUUUUCGUGGGAGGCUAUACAGCUGUAGUUAAAAGUUUGUAUCUUUUUGGCACGUCAGUAGACUUCUAUGUAAGCUUACUGAAGGCUUACAGUGUAUGUUGGCACUGUUUUUUUUCUUAAAGUGAUUGUUGCAGUAGUUGUCUUUCUGAAAGCUAUGUACUUUAAAGGUUACUUACACAUGACAAUCUCAUGAAAAUAUUUGACACAUACUCUGUUUGGUCUCUUUGACAAGGACUUUCAAUAGCCAUUCUCCAUUAAAACCUUGGAGGAGUUUUGUGUCAUCACUUUCUACUUUCUUUUUUUGCUGUUGUUACUGUUCUCUGCACUCUAGAAUGCCUUAUUGGGUGACAGUACUCUGUUGUUACUGUUCUUUGCACUCUAGAAUGCCCUAUUGCAUGACAGGACUCUGUUGUUGCUGUGCUCUGCACUCUAGAAUGCCUUAUUGUAUGACAAGACUCUGUUGUUGCUGUUCUCUGCACUCUAGAAUGCCUUAUUGUAUGACAAGACUCUGUUGUUGCUGUUCUCUGCACUCUAGAAUGCCUUAUGGCAUGACAGGAUUAUUUGAGUACAAGUGAUACUGCAUGAUCUACUUGUCUGAAUGCCAAGUUUUACAUCUUUCAAAACAACAUAUUUUUAAAUAUUCCCAGUUGUGAAUUAUAUCAAAUGAAAACUUUUAUAUUUUGUAACAUUAAUACUAAAAAUGUGGUAUAAGUUUUAUAUUUUGUUGCAAAGUGUAAGGGUGUGUUGUGUCGUCUAGACUCGGUCAAGUUACUCCUUUCAUUGCUAUUGCUCAACUGAAUUUUAUUAAAGAAUCAACAAGCUAUAUUCACAAAACAAUACUAGGAAUCAGUAAUACUACUUUUACAUAGGAAUGUACUUUUACAAUCAUGUACCGAUUGUGUCUUACAGGAUAUAGCGUGACUAUUGUAACGCUUAGGUAACGCAAUACACUACAGGGUGCAUUAAAUUAAUAUUUAUAUGUUUAUUGUUAAGUGUUUUACAGGAUUGUUUAAAAUAGAAAAGGGCAUGACAUGCAUUACUUGGUAGUCUUGUGUAACGUUUUAUAUAAGCCUUCUCACCCUAACAUCAGUAUGUGUACUCUCCAUACUGUUCUCUGUAUAUUUCGUAAGGUACUAGCAAGAGGAAUUUGUUUAAGAAUCAAGAGGCUCUUUAGUUCGUGAUCAUUUCCUGUCUUCUCUUGAUCUUCAUGUUUGAUUCCAUUUUGCUAUUGUAAGGAGAAACUAGAUGCCAGUCACUCUAAUGGGUUGAAGGGUCAAGCAUAAUUGAUGAAUCCAUUUCCUUCAAUCAUAUCAGUCAAAGAAUUGGCAGAAAGGAUUUUGUUACACAAAAGUAGGAAAAUCUGGUGCUCUGUUCAAGGAGAAUUGUACAUGUAUUUUUGUACUUUGGUGUAAUUUUGUCCUUUUUUUGCAGAAGAGACUUUCAGAUUUCACACUCUUCACAAAUUUAGAUAUGAAUUUUAUGAAUUUUUUUUUCUGCUGUACAUUUGCUUGUUUUUAAGAAUUGUAAUCUAAAUAUUCACUGACUCACCUCAAGGCUGGCCAAAGUUUGUUAUCUUGCAAAGAAUGGUGUUGGAUACACAGUAAUUAUGAAAAUGACUUACUGGUCCAAGGAAGAUCACCACAACUGACAUUGCUGGUGUAGAUUUGAAUUCAGACAUGCAGUAGCUUAAUCGUUACCAAACUACACAGCUAGGAACUUACUCAAAGACCUUCUUGAAGCUGUUGAAUUUAUCAUGAUUACGCACUUAACCUCCUAAAAUGAAGUGACACAGUAAUGCAAAGGUAUGAACCACAUUUUAAAUGAACAACUGUACAGAUUUGAUAAAAUUAUUACUUCACUUAACUCUAAUCAUAUUAUAUCAUCUCAAUUUAUUGUGAUAUUUUAUGUUACUGGAAUAUAUUCACUGCUCUUGUCUGAAAGUAAUAUGGUAAUUAGUAUACUGUAUGUAAAUGUGUUUCUUGGUAAUUGUAAAUCCCAAAUUUUGUCAUUUUUAUUACUAUUUAAUUUUUUAAUUUUACAAGCUUGAAAAAGAAGAAAUGUUGUGCUAUAUGUGUCAUCAAGAAAGCUUUGUUAUGGGCUUCCAUGCAGUGUUAGUAACAGGAUGCCAAAAUACAGUAAAACCAAAUUUUUGUAAUUUAAUUUCGUUUAGCAAAGAAUGACUCUGGUAUAUUUAACUUAAAUAUUAAAAUUAUCGGUAUACACGGUGUAUGUGAAACUGUUUUUAACAGGAGUUCAAACGAAAUAAAGUAGACGACGUGCAUAAAAAUGUAUAUUUAGGUUGCAUUCUCUUUGCAAUUGAACGCACCAGGAGAGCUCCUGGGUGAAAUUUGAGAAAGAUUGUGAGCAGAUAUGAUUCGAUCAAAGGGUGUCCAGGAGAGAUUGCAGUUGUAGCAGCUGAAGGAAAGCUGUUGUGGGCCACCACCCUGGCUCUGGUGCUGCUGAUGGGAAAAUACUCGGAUCAGAAAGAUGAAUGGGAAAUGGGAAGAAUCUUCCUUCAACUGUCACUGUCGCUAUAAUACUGGAGACUGCAGCAGCUACAGUUGGAGUUGAAAUUAACUCUGGUCUUUGAAUGGCUCAGACACGCCUUGAGAAGGAUCGGCUUUAAGAGCCACCGUGACACAUUCGGCUGCGAAUAAGAUUGUUAGUGCGCGUAAAUCCCUCGGGAGAAAUGAAAAAAGUUGACAUUUUGGGAGGCGGAAGUGCAUUCGGAGUACCUCCCCAUCUUCCUUCUGGAGAGAUGUCCGCUCAUUCAAAAGGAUUCUUCUCUUCGCUGUUUGGGGGCUCAGUGAAGAAAGGAAAAGGAGAUAAAGCAGCAUGUUCUUAUCCAGCUCUAAAAUCAGUAGGUCUAGCGGCACCUGAAACUGUUGUCGAUGGGGAAGGUGACAGUGAAAGUGAUGACAAGUCAUUUGGGGUCAUCCAAUCAAACUGCUACAUGGCCUUUAAUGUUUAUGCAGAAAGGCUUCUGAAGCUCCUGAAGCUCCUGUUCCUGAAGUUUCCGCCAACAACCAGAAAAAGAAAGGUGCUCGGUCUGCCUUGUCAGUUAUUUCAUUUCAGAAAGCGUCAGGACCUCGGGACCUCACAGAUCAGCUGGUGUCCUUGUGCGAUGCAAGUAGAAGUGAUUUGAUCAAAGGAUGUCCAAAAGAGAUUGCAGCUGACACACCUGAAGGAGAGCUGAUGUGGGCCACCGCCCUAGCUCUGGUACUGCUGAUUGGAAAUUACUCGGAUCAGAUAGAUGAAUGGGAAAUGAUCGCUGAAAAAGGCACAAAAUGUCUGGUAAAGAAUCUUCUGGGAAGUUUAACACUGGAUCAAGUGGUAGAGAGUGCAGCAGCUGUAGUGGAAGUUCCGGUUCUUUCUGGACUGUGACUGGCUGGCCAAAUAUUUCCAUUAUUUCAAUAUGUCACAAUUACCUCAGUGUCGUUUGCACAAAUUUGAUGUAAAACAUUGCUCAAUUAACUACUGAAGACGCUAACCUUAAGCCGGCCGGUAGACCGAGUGUGCUUGGUGCUGAUUCAUAUUUUGCAUCAGGAAAAGGACAAUUAGGGUUAAUGAUUAAAUUUUUCUUGUUCGUAGACCUGUCCGACCGACCUGUUUGGAAUUAGUGGUAAGAUUCUCAAUUAAAUUAGUUUUCAGUAUGAGGCGUACAAGUGCUCUUUCCUAACCCGAGAAUUCAGAUGACUUUUUUACCAAAUUGUUUUGAAAAGAUCUAAAGCAAAACGGCAAACAUUGGUAUAACGCUUGUUCGUUGCUUGUUUUGUCGUGUAGCAAGUUCCUUCCUCAACUAGCUCGAGGCUAUCUAUGGCCUGUACCAGGUAACCAGUUUAUGGUAAUUUGCAAAAAAGCGAAGCAGGCUACAGAGAAGAAAGAAGGGCACUAGGAUUACUGAGGGGUGAUGAUCUUUGCAAAUUUUAUCUCACCCGCUCAAUCUUUCAUCUCGACCAGCUAAAAGUUUCACAUAGGCUCUGAGAUGUUGUUGCUGCUGUUGUUGUUGUUUUUUUUUCACACCUCAGGAAGCUUUUGCGAGUGCUUUUAACAUCAGUGAUUAUUUACAGACGCCGUUGGACAACUUCAACCACUGAGAUGGAAAUCUAACACAUUUGAAAGUGAAAUAUUUAGGAGGCAUAAUAAUUUAUUCGAAUUAAUUGCGAAGGCUUUGUUGUGUCUUUGUAAAUUGUAGGAUUCUUCCCCGUAAGUGUUGAAAAAGCUCAGCAAAUAUACAGCGGUUGAUGUGUAAAGUAAUUCUAACGUGUUACAUAGUCUAACGUAGUUAAGCGAACAAUUUUCUCAAUUUAAUGAGAAAAAUUUAUUAGAGAUGUUAUAAACGCAUGUAACGUUCCUAUAAAUAAAUUGAAAGUGAAGAAGCACAUUUUGGAAACGAGAAAAGUGUGCGAAACUUACAUUUGUUCAGGCUCUGACUCAGGUUUCUUCCUUAGUGCUAAUUAAAACCUGCACCUACGAUUUCUUUACUAGAUUCGCAAACUAUGAGUCUAAUUCGAGUGUCAUUGUUUUGCGAAGGACGUUGAUUUUCAGCCGACCACACAGUAGGAAGUUCACUGUUUCUUUUUUUUUGUAAUUUCUCCUCAAGGCCUCGUUGGCUAAGUUUGUUUCUUCAAAAUUUCCAGAUUGGUGUGGAUGGGGUUCGUGAUGUUCUUUUUUUUUGCCGUUGAUUUAUUCGUUAAGACCUUUUUGGUGUUGAAUCGUGGAGAGCUACUGCGUAUUCACCUAGAUUAAUUAGUACUAUUGCACACGACAAUAAAAACGCUGGGAAAUGAUAGGUGCUUUAAGACUGAGGCAGUUUUCAUUUUUAAAUUAACAGGUAAUCAAGACACUAAAGCGAGCCCGGCAACCUGUCAUCACAGAUGUGAGCAUAACCUGGAAACUAGAAAAAGACUGGACUGUGCAGCAGAUCCCCUCGUCUCUUCCUCCGCUUUUCAGUGGAGACAGGCUUGUUGUUUAUGGCGUUCUGAAGGCGUCUGAAAACAAAAAAAGCGGUAGCGGAGUGAAUGAAGUGAAACUCGAAGGUAACGCAGAAAAUGAUGCUCAAGUGGAUCAUAUCAUUCAGUUUGCAUCCCCCGCCACAGAAGACAGCUGGGAUACAGAUGCAAGAACCGAAGGAAAAAUCCUUCUUCACCGGCUAGCAGCCAAGAAUUCUAUUCAAGAAAAACAAGGUGACGUCAAUGAAUUGGGCGACAGUGGGCCAAGGGUUGAGAAAGCUAAGAGCUAUGUUAUCAGCAUCAGCAAGUCGGCCAAUGUUGUAUCAAAGUUAACGUCGUUUGUGGCUGUUGACAAAGACAGCCGUGAGCCUGUAUCUGGACCACUUCGAAAACGAGUGGCCAACUUUGCCUCAAUGAUUACGUCUGCGGCUGGUAGGAAACAAGCCUACUAUAUAAGCACGGCAACACAGUCUGCCAACAUUCCGUGGGCAGCCGGAGUUUCAUCUGGAGCUCUUCCACCUCUUCGAAAACAUGUGGCACCGAGACGUAUAAGGAAAAGGAAAAGCUGCCUUGAUGCUCCUCUCGUUUCCACUCAUAACCAGAAUAAGAAAGGUCCUCUGUCUGCCUUGUCAGUUAUUUCAUUACAGAAAGCGUCAGGGUCGUGGGACCUCACAGAUCAGCUGGCGUCCUUGUGCGAUGUAAGUAGAAGUGAUUUGAUCAAAGGAUGUUCAAAAGAGAUUGCAGCUGACACAGCUGAAGGAAAGCUGAUAUGGGCCACCGCCCUGGCUCUGGUGCUGCUGAUGGGGGAGUACUCGGAUCAGAAAGAUGAAUGGGAAAUGAUCGCUGAGAAAGGCAAAAAAUAUCUGAAAAAGAAUCUCCCGGGGAGUUUAACACUGGAUCAAGUGCUAGAGAGUGCAGCAACCGCAGUGGGAGUUCAGGUCAAUACUGGACUGUGACCAGAUAAAUAAUUACCACUAUUUUACACCUUUUUCACAAUUACCUUAGUGACAUGAAUUUGAUGUAAAACGCAAAACCUAACUCGCGUCAUUACUUUAGUAGCUAAACGUAGGUUACCCGUUAAUCCAGGUUUGUCGUGGUGCUGACUCAAAUCCCAUCAGAAUAGAAUGAAAGAAAAAAUAGACUAUGUUUGAUCUGGCCGGAUAGGGACGGAAUUUUUCUUGUUAGUAGGCCGAUCCGGCCGAUCAAUUUUGGAUCAGAGGCAAGAUUCCCAGUUAGUUUAUCAUUAGUAUGAUGAUUUACGUAUACCAAUGUUUAGUGCGAACUCGGUGAUUCUGAUGAUUUUUUUACCAACUUGUUUUCAAAUUAUCUAAAGAAACAAAAAGAAAAAUCGGUACCAUGCUUGUUUCCUGCUCGUUUCGUCGUUAAGUAGUGCUUAUUUUCAACCAGCUUAAGGCUAUUUCAUGGCCUGUGCGAGGGAGCCAGUCUGUGGUAACUUGCACAGAAGCGACAUAACGAAAGGGACUAAGAUUACCAAGGGGCCAAGAAACCCACUGGUUUUCUCUCAGUCGUUCAGUCUUUAGUCUCGCACCUUUGACAAAGAAUAAUUCAGCAGGCGUUAUAAUGUAGUGAGAAUACUUUGUCGUGUUUUUGUGAAUUGUGGGAAUUUUUACUCUCGAGUGUCAAAAGAGUUCCGCAAAUAUACCGCAGUUGGCGUGUAAAGUUACUUUAACGUAAUGCUUAGGCAAACGAAUUAUGGACGAAAAUUUUCACAAUUUUAAAUCAAAUUAAUUGAGUAGCUCUGUCAUACAUGUUAUACUUGUAGUGUCCCUCUAAAUAAAUAGGAAGUUAACUAGUGUUAAGUCUUGAAAUAAAGAUUGAAAAGUGAAUAAUGUGCGAAACUUGUAUGCGUUCAAUUAUUGAAAGAUUUUACCCUUUCACUCAAACGAGUGACUGACUUCUAAUUUCUUCUUUCAGUAUCUCUCUUGAAUUGAAUUUAAUGGUCAUGAGAAUAUUGGAAAUGAUCAGUAAUUCUUUUCAUAACCAUAGAAAAUGUAAAGAGAACAGUAUGGAGAAUAUGAAUUUUAAUGUUAGAAUGUAAAGGGUUAAUUACCAUUCCUAAUCGUUACCUCUGAAGCGAGAAAGUGAUGACCGGCUGGAGCCUGGGAACAGUCACCAGUAAUUUUUGAUAUUUCCUCUAAUGGUGGAUUAAGAAAAGAGCAUUUGAUAGGCUCUUUUAUACGCGAUAAUUGAAAUCUUACGAAAUAGCAUUUAAUUUCUCCCUACAAUAUCACCCCUGAAUCGCACAUUAAGGUCAUGAGAAUAAAGGAAUUGAUCACCAACUAAAGAAGCUCUUAACUGUUAAACAAAUUUUCCCGAUUAACAUCUUAGCAAAUACUUAAAUAACAGUACCGGAAUAUGCAUACUGAUAUCAGGGUUUAAAGUUAAGAUUGACUCUUUUAUUACGCAGCUUUCAUUUUUCAUUUUCUUUGUUUGUUAUUUGGCUUGUUUUUUAAGCCAGCCAAUGACCAAAUAGAGAGUGAAAACUAAUCUCGCACUCAUCCUACCGUGAAACCACUUGGGCGUGGGAGUCUGGGCACGAGACUAAGUGAGGACAGUAAAGCAAUACACUCGUCUGAUAGGUCCCAGUCCUUCAACCUACAUGCGUAAGAAAGCACCGGCUAAAUGACCAAUGGUUUAAACUCAACUUUUUUUUUAACAGAUUCCCAAUCAGUUGAACGUCAUCGAUCAAUAAUCCAGUAGAGCUCAGCACACGAUAUCUAUUUGCCCUACGCGAAUCUAUUUUUUUAGUUCUACCUGCUGAAUAGUUUUAAUCUUUUGUAUUAUGUAUGUGUCAGUGGCUUCACUGUAAAAUUUUAGGCAAACUGAACACUAUCGUACUUUGAACUUUUAGGUUAUCAAGACUUUAAAGCGAGCCCUUCAGCCUGUCAUCGUAGAUGUGGGCGUGGCCUGGGAGCUAGAAAGCGGCUACACUGUGCACCAGAUCCCCUCAUCUCUCCCACCGCUAUUCAGUGGAGAUAGGCUCGUGGUGUAUGGUGUUCUAAAGGUGUCUGAGAACGCAAAUGAUAGCAACAGUAUAAACGUAGUCAGGCUUCAAGGAGCUAUACGAAAACGGUGGUCAACUGGAUCAUAAGAUUGCGUUCACAACCUCGGCAGUGGAUGACAGCUUGAAUACUGAUAACAAUGAAGCUGACGUAAAUGUAAAUCAUCUUCAUCUUUUAGCCGCCAAAACUACCAUCCAGGAAAAACAAGACGAGUUUAACGAGUCCAGGGACUACGGGCAAGUGUCUGAGGAAGCAAAGAGCUACAUAAUCAGCAUUAGCAAGUUGGCCAAUGUUGUGUCACAGCUCACCUCCAUUGUAGCCGUUGACAAAGACAGUCGCGAACCUGUUUCUGGACCACUACAUUACCAUGAGUUACACGAGGUUUCACAGUAUUGCGGCUUUGAUUCCGCAAUGGUUGAAUAUUCAAAACGAUCUUAUAGGGGCAAAAGAAAAGGGGGUUUUGGUUGUUUUAGCUUUAAGAGCAAAAAUUGUCCAAAUAAAGCUAGUAAGGGAAAGUCCAAGGUAAAGUCAAAAGGAUUUUUGUCAGCGCUAUUUGGAAGUUUACGAAAGAAAUCGAAGGGAACAGUAGCAUCAGCGGAACCUUCAUCAAAAGGCGCAACAUCAGCUGAACCUUCAUUAAAAGGCGCAGCAUCAUUGGAACCAUCAUCAAAAGGCGCAACAUCAACUGAACCUGUGGUCUCUGAUGUUGAAGAACGAUCCGAAGACGAUGACAAUUUAUCUCUCGGCAGGGAAUCGCGUCGCCCGAAUUCUAAAGAUCCUUCUACAAGUAUGUGGAAGAGCUCCCCAUCCCCUCAAAAGAGUCAUCGAUCUGCCUUGACCAUUAUCGGAUUACAGAAAGCGUCAGGGCCUUGGGACCUCACAGAGCAGCUGGUGUCCCUGUGUGGUAUGAGUAGAGAUGAUUUGAUCAAAGGGAGUCCAGAAGAGAUUGCAGCUGACACAGCUGAAGGAAAGCUGUUGUGGGCUACCGCCCUGGCUCUGGUGCUGCUGAUGGGAAAAUACUCGAAUCAGAAAGAUGAGUGGGAAAUGAUCGCUGAAAAAGGCAAAAAAUGGCUGAAGAAAAAUCUUCCAUCAACUGACACAUUCACUAAAGUGCUAAACAUUGCAGCAGCUGUGGUUAGGGUUCAAGAUAUUCCUGAACUGUGA